Molecule: messenger RNA, 3366 nt
Organism: Arxiozyma heterogenica
Lineage: Eukaryota; Fungi; Ascomycota; Saccharomycetes; Saccharomycetales; Saccharomycetaceae
Gene: BEM3
Product: GTPase-activating protein BEM3
Exons: 1
Coding region: 1-3366 (1121 amino acids)
Biological process (GO): signal transduction; regulation of GTPase activity
Cellular component (GO): cytoplasm
Molecular function (GO): phosphatidylinositol binding
Source: RefSeq, a predicted model, not a curated record
AUGAAUAGUGGUCAGUUAGGUACCAAAACACUAGACCUUUUGGCUCAGUAUGAUAAUCAUAUAUCAGAGAGAGAUAAAUCAAUUGAAUAUAUCGAAAAGCAAAGUGAUACUUACAAUGAUAGUACCAAUAAGCCAGGUUAUGAUGAUCUUUUUAAAGAAAAUAUUAGGUUGAAACUACAGGUACAAGAAUAUGAAGCAGAGAUACGGAGCUUAAAAAAAGCACUUGAAAUUUUAAGACAAAAGGAUGGUAGUGAAUCUGUUGAUAUGAUUAUCAAUCAAGUACAGUUAGAUUCCCAACACUCUCAAACAUUUAAGAAGGAAUUAGUUCUCCCAAUUAGAUCUUUAGAUCGUAAGAAUAAUGCUAAAGAAUUAAAAUUACCUGAGAUUCAAAGUUUACCUCAAAAAAAUGAAUACGAGAUGAAUAUACCAAAGAUAAAUCUACAAGAAACACAUGCAGCAUCAAUCUUUGAAAAUGAUGACUUAAUUAAUAAGAAUGAAAGCUCAGAAUCUUCUAAUAACCCAUUCUUAAAUUCAAAAUCUUCAAAUAUAAAUUUGAUAAAAACCAAUACAAUCAGUUCUAAUUUGGCAAGUCCUGCAACUUCUGUUACAUAUACAACGUCUAGAAUCUCUAUUAAGUCACCCAACAAAUCUAUCCGUUCUCCAGUACAAGAAAGAAUUAGUUCUCCCCAAAAUUCAAACAGAGUAACUUCUGUAAUAAAUAACCAUAUUAGGUCUCCAUUAAAGGAUCGGUAUGAAGAUAAAGAAAUUAAUUUUAAUAUUUCAUCAAGCCAGAUGUUUUUAGAUAAGGGAUUUACAGUUGAUAAUGACCCUAAUCAUAAUGUCAAUUCUAUAGAUGUUGAAUAUUCCGAUUUGGAUGAAAAAAAUGAGCUUAUAAAUAUACAUGAAAGCCCUAUUAGAUAUGUUAAUAAUCCAGAUAAUAAUGCUAAUUCUGAGUUUUUGGAUACUAAACUGGAAUUUUCACCAGCCGCAAAAGCUAGGUUAAACAAUUUUACGCAGCUCUUAGAAGAUUCCUUUGGAUCAACUAAAUUAAAUGAGAGCACAGACGAUGUUAGUAACAACCAAAGUAUUAGUGAGGACAAGGAUGUUUGUGAAGGAGCACGGGCUGAUGCUUUGUUACAUCCAAUUACUAAACAGUUAUCAGCAAGUGCCAACUCUUCACCAUCUUUAAAAAGAUUAGGUUCCCCAGUGUUAUUAGAUCAGAAAACUCAUAAUAGUGUAAAUAGUAAACAUUCUAUUUCGUCAUCAUUACAACAAGAAAUUAUUUCCAAAGAAUCUAAUAUUGUACAGGACAAAGAAGAACAUAAUAAAGAAGUAGUUUCUCUUACAAGCUCAUCAAAGGGUUAUGACACCCUAUUAUCUGCACCUAGCAUUCAUAAAUCUACAACUGAUAAUUCCUAUUCAAAUGACUUGCGUAUGCCUAGUGUGGGUACAAUUAAAUCGAACGCAAAUAGCGUCGUAUCUGAGAUUCCAUUAUUUGUUCAACCUGAAGAUUUUGGUACAAUAAAAAUUGAAAUACUCAGUACAUUAUAUGAAGAACCAGAAAUAAAUCCAGAAGAACAUUUGGUACUUUUAAGUGUCAUAGAUAGAAAAUCCGAAAAAGAAAUGUUUAAGUUUGCUAAAUCGAUCCCUAAAAUUAGGGAACUAGAUGUAUAUUUGAAAUCUCAUAUUUCACUAUUAUCAUUACCUAAUUUGCCAGAGAGAACACUAUUUCAAACCAAUGUACCAAAUAAAGUUGCUUUAAGACGAGAACAGCUUAAUUCAUACUUUCAAAGCAUAUUUAGUAUACCUGACAUUCCUUCAAAUGUCAGUCUAAAAAUUGCACAAUUUUUAAGUACUGAUACAGUAGUAAACCCAAUGUUAAUGGAUGAUACUAUCAAGGAGGGAAAUGUCAUGGUAAGAAGACCCAAAAAGACAUUAGGGAAUCAACCUAGUUGGAAAAUCAAAUAUGCAGUAUUAAAUGGUGAUACCUUAUAUUUAUCGGAAGGAGAUCAAACAACAGAAAUUAUCAAGUUAAAGCAGUGUACUAUGGAAAUUAUUCCAAAUUUACCUGAUGACAAGUUUGGUACCAAAAAUGGGUUUAUGAUUAGUGAACAUAAAAAAAGUAGUUUAUCUUCAAGUUCCAAAUAUUAUAUAUGCACUGAAACGUCUAAAGAACGUGAAUCUUGGAUAUCAACUAUAAAUGAGCUUAUUGAUGGUCCAAAUUAUAUGUCACACAGCCAUUCUUCCAGUGUCAAUUCUUCAAAUCAUUGGCUAAACUUAUCAAAUACUCAUAACGAUCAGUGUAACACAAUAGCAAAGAGUGGGUCUUCAGCAAACACGAUUGAUAACAAUAUUGAUUCUACUAGCAAUUUAUUUGAACAAAAAUCAUCUCUAUUUGUAAAUAACCAAUAUACUAUGGGUACAACUACAACUUCUUCACCAAAACAAACAAUUGAUCAGAAUGGUGGUUUAGACGAACGAGAAGCAAGAAGAUUAAAAAUGAGAAGCAUAUUUCCAUUUAAAAAGUUGAAUUUAAAUCCGAUGACAUCAUAUGUUUCUACAUCCUCCCCACAUGUUCAAAAUAUAAAUGACAACUUAGAUUUUGAAGCUGUUACAAUAAUAUCUCAAGAUUCUACGGUAAUGCCUGUCGAUGACAAGCUUAAAUCCAUAACGAUUGAUUCUCCAAGUACAGAAUCAUCUGUCGUGAAAACUGUAUUUGGAUCUAAUUUGGAUGAAUGUCUAAAGUUGAGUUCACAUACGUACCAAAACAAAUAUGAAAUACCUAGUGUUGUUUACAGAUGUUUAGAAUAUUUAUACAAGAAUCAUGGUCUGCGAGAAGAAGGUGUUUUCCGUUUAAGUGGGUCAAGUACACUUAUUAAGAUGUUACAAGAAAGAUUUGAUAAAGAAUAUGAUUUCGAUCUUUGUGCUUAUGAAAAUGAUACUGAAGAUACUUUUGUAGGUGUUAACACUGUGUCUGGUUUAUUGAAACUUUAUUUAAGAAGUUUACCUCACUUAAUUUUUGGAGAUGAGCAAUACUCUUUAUUCAAACAAAUUGUUGAUGAAAAUUACUCAAGACCACAUGAGAUUGCAUUAGGAUUUAGAAGUAUUAUCGAAACAAAUAAAAUUCCUAGGGCAAAUCUAUCUCUGAUGUACUCACUUUUUGAACUAUUAAGCAGAAUUGCUGAUAAUAAUAAAUAUAACAAAAUGAACUUAAGAAAUCUUUGUAUUGUAUUUUCACCCACAUUAAAUAUUCCAAUAGUUAUGUUGCAGCCAUUUAUUGUAGAUUUCCAAUGUAUUUUUAAAGGAGAAGAGCCUACUCCUGACGAGGACAGGGAGCAGGUUGAUGUUCAUAUUCCACAAUUAUAA